AUGUCUGAGGAGUAUGAAUGGAACUGUCAGUUAACAAAUACGACUGAACAUCAAUUUGACAAUAAUGCCAGCAAAUUAGAAAGGCGAGUUUGGACGUUCAUCAAAGAUAAUGUAGACCGAAGUCACGUGGUAAGCAAUUACAUAUACUUUUUACAAAAUUUGUGGACAAAGAGUAUACCUUCCCAUUAAUACCAGAAUCGAUCCAUGUAUAUACAUCCUUACGCAUAUAUAUCUAAACCUCAAUUUUAUCGCUCUAAGAUAUUUUCGGCAAACGGUCUGGUAAAUUAUUUGAUAAUUCCAGUAGAUCUAUGUAGCCCCUUUUCAAAGUUGGACAUGAGGAGGUUUUGAACAAGCGGGCGUAUUUUCUUUCACAGACUUUACAAGUUCACAUAAAAUUGUCGUGUUUUGACUAUAUUAAAGCUCUGAAUUAUAUAUGCGCGUUGCUUGCAUGACCCAAAUGACACCCGUGUAGCAUACACCUUAAGGCGUAUUACCCAUGCAUAUGUUCUAAAUUUGAGAAUAUUCGGUAUUACCCGUGCCAGAUUAUCGCCUGCCGUGCAGAGCAGACAAAUAACAAUAGGGACAUUUUGACGUUUGACAUUCAACUGUAAAAGGGAGUUAGUGUACCCAAAUGUUGGUUGAAAUACGAAUCCACUAUUUUAAAGAAAAAAAUCUAUCCCGUAUUUAAACUUUGUCAGUCUCUAAAAUAGAUACAAGUAUGUUUGCACGGUGAUCGUGCAAUGAAUUAUUUUGCAGGCAUCGUGCAGAGGAGAAGUGAAUGAAUGCCGCAAUGGUGGAACAAUGAUCUGGGAUCCUGAGAAACCUUUCAACUGUCUAUGUAAGAAGGGAUACGAAGGAGAGAUCUGUGAAAAAGGUAAUCAUAAUAUUAAUUAA
This is a messenger RNA of Paramuricea clavata, 894 nucleotides long. Lineage: Eukaryota; Metazoa; Cnidaria; Anthozoa; Malacalcyonacea; Plexauridae. The record is from the annotation of a GenBank genome assembly.